AAAAAAUGUAACGUGAAUUUCCUUAUGAUUUUAACCACUACCUUCCCUUCCUUCUUACGGUAAAACCUCACAGGGAGGGGAAAAAGUUACCGUUCACGCGAAUGCAUGUUUUAAGUAGCCCGUGAGGGAAAUUUAGAACAUCCAUCUUCCCAUUUUCUUGUUAUUCAUUCAGUCAAUUUGUCGAACAGUUUCUAUGCAAAUUUUCUGGAAGCAAAUACAGCAUGGAGAAUGUUCCCAACAGUGAAUUUAUUGAUGCGCUACAAUUACAGCUGGAAUUUCUCCGGAAAAGAAUUCAGGAAUUAGAGACUGAGAAUGCCAAGUUCUCUGCUCUGCUCUCAAAUUGCCGCUGCCAAAAGAUGGAAGAAAGUUCUAGUGCUCAAGUUUUAGAUAGUGGUCAUUUGGUAGAAGUAACGGAGAACCUAAAAUUAGAUGGUAAUGAUGAGAUAACUGUGAACCCAUCAAAGCAGACGCUUCCAGGUUGCAGUACAAAGACCUUGCAUCACUUCCCAAAGCGAUAUGUUGCUCUAAAAGUAAUGUAUUUUGGUCAGAGGUGAAUAUUGUGAAGAUAGCUAUCAUUUUUAUUU
This is a messenger RNA of Olea europaea var. sylvestris, 584 nucleotides long. RefSeq lists its product as uncharacterized. NCBI's taxonomy places the organism in Eukaryota, Viridiplantae, Streptophyta, Magnoliopsida, Lamiales, Oleaceae. The coding region runs from base 222 to 554 and encodes 110 amino acids. The transcript has 4 exons. The record is from RefSeq and is a predicted model, not a curated record.